Capsicum annuum is the source of this 1937-nucleotide messenger RNA. RefSeq names its product adenine/guanine permease AZG1. NCBI's taxonomy places the organism in Eukaryota, Viridiplantae, Streptophyta, Magnoliopsida, Solanales, Solanaceae. Gene Ontology annotation, cellular component: plasma membrane. The transcript has a single exon. Bases 100 to 1842 code for a protein of 580 amino acids. Gene Ontology annotation, molecular function: purine nucleobase transmembrane transporter activity. The record is from RefSeq and is a predicted model, not a curated record. Gene Ontology annotation, biological process: transmembrane transport.
GUGGCCAGCCUUUUUGAUCCGGAAAAAAAAAAGUUGAAGCCCCAUACUCCACCUAUCUUUUCACACUAGCAGUUAUUAUCACAAACUUCACGACCCACCAUGGACGUGGAGUCUAGGAUACCACAACCGCUGCCGCAUGCGCCAUCGUCGAACGGCAAACAAUCUCCGGUUACCCGUCUCAAUGACUACGUGGCAGAAAGCCGAGUCGGCAAGCGUUUCAAACUCAAAGAACGUAAUACUAACUUCACCACUGAGCUUCGUGCUGGAACUACGACUUUUCUUACCAUGGCGUAUAUAUUGGCUGUCAACGCCUCUAUCCUCUCGGACUCCGGCGGUACUUGUUCAAUUUCCGAUUGUAUUCCAUUAUGCUCCGACCCUACUAUCCCGCCGAUAAACUGCACCAACAAUACUAAUCUCCGUUUAAUCACUCCUGAUGUUUCCUGUAAAUUUGCACCUGUUAACCCAGGUUACGCUGCCUGCCUUGAGAAAACCCGGAAAGAUCUGAUUGUCGCAACGGUGGCUUCUUCUCUCAUCGGAUGUGUUAUUAUGGGUGUUUUGGCCAAUUUGCCAUUGGCAUUAGCUCCUGGAAUGGGAACCAAUGCCUACUUCGCCUACACGGUUGUUGGUUUUCAUGGUUCAGGAAAUAUUUCCUAUCAAAGUGCAUUAGCCGCAGUUUUCAUCGAAGGCCUCUUGUUUUUACUCAUUUCGGCAAUUGGUUUGCGGGCCAAGCUAGCUAAGCUAAUCCCGAAACCAGUCCGAAUCUCCGCCGGCGCCGGUAUUGGGCUUUUCCUCGCCUUCAUUGGCCUACAAAAUAAUCAAGGUAUUGGGCUCGUUGGGUACAAUUCAUCAACACUGGUCACCCUCGCGGGCUGCCCGCUAUCAUCCCGGGCAGGAGUAGCUCCGGUAAUGGCCUCCGUAAACGGAACCAUGACUCUCAUCUCCGGGGGCACCGUUUCCGGUGAUAUCCUAUGUUUGCAUGAUCGCAUGGAGAACCCUACACUUUGGCUUGGUAUAGUUGGAUUCAUCAUAAUUGCAUACUGUUUGUCUAAAAACAUUAAAGGUGCAAUGAUUUAUGGCAUCCUCUUCGUCACGGCAGUCUCAUGGUUCAGAAAUACCAAAGUAACCGCUUUCCCCAACACUCCGGCAGGGGAUUCGGCGUUCGAAUAUUUCAAAAAAGUGGUGGACGUUCACAAAAUUGAGAACACAGCAGGGGCAUUGAGUUUCAAAAGCAUAGGUAAAAGUUACUUCUGGGAAGCUUUGGUAACUUUCUUGUACGUAGAUAUAUUAGAUACAACUGGUACACUGUAUUCAAUGGCACGUUUCGCCGGUUUCGCCGAUGGAAACGGCGAUUUUGAGGGGCAAUAUUUCGCCUUCAUGUCAGACGCAUCAGCUAUUGUUGUCGGAUCACUGUUAGGAACGUCACCAGUAACGGCGUUUAUUGAAUCGUCAACGGGUAUAAAGGAAGGUGGGAGAACAGGGAUGACGGCGUUAACGGCGGCUAGCUGUUUCUUCCUGGCGUUUUUCUUCACGCCGUUACUAGCAUCGAUACCGUCGUGGGCCGUCGGGCCGCCGUUAAUAUUGGUUGGAGUAAUGAUGAUGAAGUCUGUGGUGGAAGUAGAGUGGGAUGACAUGAGGCAGGCUAUUCCGGCAUUUGUGACUUUGAUUUUGACGCCGUUAACUUAUUCAAUUGCUUAUGGUUUGAUUGGUGGAAUCGGGACUUUCAUUGUUUUGCAUUUAGGGGAUUGGAGUCUUGGGUGGUUGAGGAAAUUGGGGGUAAUUACGGGGUCAAGUAGUAAUAUUGCGGUUUUGGAUAAUGGGGCCAAGGAGUUUACAUAUAUUUAAUUGUGUAAAGCAUAUUGAGUUGAUUGAUUAGAUAUGACUUAUAUUUGUCUUUUAGCAGUUAUCUUUUGUAUGUUAGUGGUUUUUAGAAGAUCGAA